Notolabrus celidotus (New Zealand spotty) is the source of this 1302-nucleotide messenger RNA. RefSeq lists its product as uncharacterized. Gene Ontology annotation, molecular function: S-adenosylmethionine-dependent methyltransferase activity. Lineage: Eukaryota; Metazoa; Chordata; Actinopteri; Labriformes; Labridae. The transcript has 7 exons. Bases 170 to 997 code for a protein of 275 amino acids. The record is from RefSeq and is a predicted model, not a curated record.
CAUGCAACCUGCAGGCAGAGAAAGAGAGGGUUAGGGCAAAUAACAAAAAAAUCAGGACCAUAACACCAACACUUUCACUGUCUUGUUUUGUGUCACAAACUGUGUCGGCAAGCCAGACGGAGCAAGCGCUUCAUCUUCCUAAAGCUGCUCAAAGUGGAGUUAAGUGGUCAUGGCUUACCGUCUGUUUGAAGGCAAGGAUCAUGCUUCUUCCUACUUGAAGUACAGGAUCUCUCCAUCUGAUCAUCUCAUACAAAAGGUGCUUGACUUCCUGGAAAAACGGAAAGGGGGUCCCUAUGAGCUGGCCGUGGAUGUGGGUUGUGGCUCAGGACAGGGCACAGUGUUGCUGGCUAAACACUUUUCCUCUGUGGUGGGGACUGACAUCAGUCCUGCCCAGCUGGAGUUGGCUUUGCAGCAUGCCAAGGAACCCAAUGUCACAUACAGGCAGAGUGUAGCGGAGGAGCUGGCAUUGGCUGACAGCUCUGUGGAUUUGAUGACCUCCAUGUCUUCCUUCCACUGGUUUGACCGACCUCGCUUUCUCAAGGAGGCCCACAGAGUCCUGAAGCCUCGUGGAUGCUUGGCUUUGCUGAACUACACCAUCGAAAUGGAGCUCAGCUAUGCUGACUGCAGCUCACAGGCACUUAAUGAUGCCUGCAAAGAGUUCUAUGAAGCUCUGAAACCUUACCGCAGUCCUCACCUCGGAGCCAACUCCAUUGAGUUAUACAGAGAGGCCUACAACUCCAUCCCCUACCCUGACAAGGAGUGGCAGGAGUGUGUGUGGGUGAAAAGGCCCAUGCCUCUAUCCAGCUACAUGGGGUUUGUAGAGUCUUUCUCAAGUUAUCAACGCUUGCUGAGAGAAGACCCGCUGAAAGCUGCCAGACUCUCACAGGACAUCCGUCAAAAGUUGAUGUCUAUAAUGAGAGUGACCUCUGAGGACACAGAGGUGUUGGUGGCUGUGAAAUAUUUCUACCUUUUAGCCUGCAAACCAGAUGAAGUCUGACUCCUGCCAGCACUCACAUUUUCAACAAAGUCAUGAAUGAAGUUACACAUGCAGAAACUUUUGAACCCAGAUGUGUCUCAUUAACUAUUUACUUGUGAUGUUUUUUUAAAGCUAUAUUCUAAGUAACUUGAACUCUUUGACAUUUGACAAAUAAUGUUAUUUGCUUGUUUUGAGGUGGAUGAGUAGACAGUGAUUAUGUCUGUACUUUGAAUGUGAGGCUGCCUCAGCCAGAGGCCAGUUAGCUUAAACUGAAAUGGGUGGUUAACAGCAAAAACUGCUAACACAAAACAUGUUUUUUGACAUUA